Messenger RNA from Darwinula stevensoni, 2733 nucleotides. Lineage: Eukaryota; Metazoa; Arthropoda; Ostracoda; Podocopida; Darwinulidae. The record is from the annotation of a GenBank genome assembly.
CGACGGCAACCUCGAUCUGCGAGGAAUGACGGUCUCUCGUCCUUAGGUUCCGUUGGGAUUACGUGGAACGAAACCUGAACAAUCUGGAGAACUUCAAGCUACUGAUGGAAAAAGGGAGUCGAGCGACCCGACUGAGGCCCGUGUUCCCAUCCGAAGGCUACCCUGCCUGGACCACCAUAUCCACCGGAGUGUGGCCGGAGGACCACGGGAUCAUCGGGGACAACUUCCACGAUCGUUCCGGGACGGGAGGUUCCAACAGGAAUUUCGAGAGGCUGAACAACAGACUGACGGGGUUCGAACACUGGUGGCAGAACGCCGAGCCGAUAUGGGUCACGGCCGCCAACCACAAGAGAUCCACGGCCCUCUACUUGUGGAGUCGAUGCGACGUGGCUUACAGGAAAAAUCGAGCCGCUAAAUGCAUUCCGUACGACGAUGCGCAGAGUCGGGACAUGUCCUCCUUGGAACAGCAUCUGAAACCCGCCCUGACCGGCUUCGAACGAGGAGAAGUGGAUCUCGCCAUGGUGUACAACGGGCACGUGGAAGACGUGGGGGUGAAAUUCGGUCCGGAUUCGGCACAGAUGCAGCAGGCGGUGAGAAACGUGGACCGCAUCCUCGGGACCCUCUGUCGGCACAUCGAGAAUACCCCCAGUCUCAACGAAUCGUUGAACCUGAUCGUGGUCGGCGAUCACGGGAUGGCGAGCCUCGAGAAGAUGAAGAAGGUGAUCGUGGAAGACGAGAUCCCGAAAUCCGAGGUCAAGUUCUUCGUCGGACGAGGGGGAUACAUGAACAUCCUUCCGGAGGUGAAUCGCCAAGAUCAGGUAGGUGGAAUCCGUGCGUCUGGAAGGAGGGUGACGAACGCGAGGAUCGAAGUGACCCCCGACGUCUUUCUGCAGCUCUUGCGUUUACUGAAGAAGCUGCCAGGGGUGGAGGUGAUGAAAAAAGCGGAGAUCCCCGAUCGACUCCACGUCAAGAAAUCCCCGCUCUUCCUCGACGUCCUCGUCCUCGCCAAUCAAGGGAGACGUCUGGCUUCCUUGCGAUGUCCCGAGAAAAAGCGUCUCGGCUGGACGUUUCGAUCAUCCACGGUCGAAUCUCGACUCUGUGAUCACCGAGCAGAAGCGUCCGAAAUCUUCUGGGUUAGGAACAAGAGGGUGGGUUUGUGGGGACGGGAGAAGAGUCGAUCCCUUGCGUCCAAAAAGACGCCGAAACGGAAGGCAUUUCCAUUUCGUGAGGAAAAACUGAGGGCGGCGUCCAUCAUCGCUCCGUUCAGUCGGUCACGUUUUGUCGUCCCUGGGACGUAUCUGACCGGGGUAUCAGACCACAGGCAAAUAGCACGAGGACCUGAAGUAUCCGCACCUACGCCUGGUGUCUAUGGCUACGAUCCCCAAUUCAACGACAUGGCUACCAUCUUCUUUGGACUAGGACCUGGCUUCAAAGCCGGGGAGGAGGUGAGCGACAUGGAGAUGGUGGACGUGUAUGCUGUAGUCAUGCAUCUGCUGGAGAUGGAAAGUCCUCGAAAGAACAUGACGACCACGGAUGAGGAAAUGGGAUGGCAGAGGAUUCGACCUCUCCUCACCAAUUCGGCUUGUCAAAUUGCGACCACUUCGUCCGUUCUUCUCACCUUCCUCACGGCUUUCCUCCUCGGACGAGGCAGCCCUCAUCACUAGCCCACUCGAACACCGGCAUGCUCGAGAUCUCAACCAACUUACAGAAGGCGGCCUCUCCUAAAGUUCAUGCAAACGUGUUUCUCCUGUGAAUGUGUGACUAUUCCUGAAAGUGUAUGGAGAUGCGAGAGAGAGAGAGAGAGAGAGAGAGAAAGAGAGAGAGAGAUGCUGUUUCCAAACCAUUCUUCAUAGCUUAAUCUUCGAAUCUCCCCGUGGAUAUAGAGGCUGAAUUUGCGUAGAUAUGACUGGGAAGUGUCGUGCGUACAAUAACGUCUUGUAUACCGUAUGGAUUCAUAUAGUGCGUUCAAUGUCUGCACCCCUUCACAAUGGAUUUGUGUGAUGAGUGCUUCCGCCUCACGUCUGGCCUCAGUGCAUUUAAACCUGAUGGCUCUAUUAGUUUCCCGGGGGAUUUUUUUUUUCGACAGAAAAAGCUUAGAUUUUCGCUCAUCCCUCCCUCUUCGGCCAUUACAACAGCCACCAAAAAAUGGGAAUCCAUGAGGACUUCCAGAAUUCCUACAUGCCCUCCAUACAGGAAGAGGCACAGUGCAUCACUCACGAGUUGAUAAAGAUUCUUCCAUCCGUGACUGACGAGGAUUUGCCUCUACCUCAGGGUUCCUCUCUCAUCCUCAAUCCUCAACUGUGUUGUAACAGUCUGAGCACUAUGGACAUUCUUUCUCUCUUAGUAACUAUUAGAAUAGGCUGUGAGAAGAGAGAUUGCUGUGGUGUGCCCAACUUACAACGUAGGUCGAGGAAUCCAAGGAUGAUCAUUGAUCCUAUUCAAGCAUAACCGGUGACUGUCAUUUCUGACUGCCUCUGCAUUUCUCCUGGUGGGAUGCCGUGAUGAUCCCAGUACGAUGUAUUCGCCCUUUUUUUUCCACGUUCGAAUAAAGUUGCGCUUCACGUGGAAGUCCAAUUGCAGCGCAGACAUUGUAUCGCUUCCAGUCGGCACAACAACAUUAUGUCAACGUUGAGCAAGGAUUGAUUUUCCAGCGUAGCAAUGUUGCCACAAAGUUGUGUAAAAGGUCGAUUAAGUGUUACAAUAAUAUUGAAACGAAACACAGUUCUACAUUGG